CAUCAAUUUCACUUUUUGUCACAUACUUUCCCACGUUUUUCUCUCUCUAAAUCUCUAUAGUCUCUAUCUUCCCCAAUCUAACAGAUGGAAAGAAAUAUCAACAGUGCUCAGCAGCCAUUAAUAUCUUCCUCCACCAUCUCAGCCGCCGUCACCACCGAUAACGGCGGAGGCGACAGCCAGGUAACAUUAUCAUAUAACAGAUCAUCAAUAACAAUUGAUGAUGAUGAUCAAAAUGAUGAAGAGGGAGAUAUCCCACCAAUCAAAACCUUAAAAAUGUUCUUCAAAGUGUUUUGGAAAGAGCUGAAGAAAACUAUGUAUCUGGCUGCUCCGGCGACUUUCAUGCGUACUUGCCAAUACUCUCUCGGCGCAAUAACCAUUACACUUUCCGGUCAUCUUGGUACCCUCGAUCUUGCUGCCUUUUCCAUUGAGAAUUCUGUCAUCGCCGGCUUUUCCCUUGGUUUUCUGCUAGGAAUGGGAAGUGCAUUAGAAACGUUGUGUGGGCAGGCAUUUGGGGCGAAACAACUCAACAUGCUAGGAAUUUACUUGCAAAGAUCUUGGGUCAUCCUUAACACAACGGCCCUCUUACUUUGUCUCUUCUACAUCUUUGCCACCCCACUUCUCAAAUUCAUUGGAGAAACUUCUGCAAUCUCUGAGGCUGCGGGUAAAGUAGCACUAUGGAUGAUCCCACAACUAUUCGCAUAUGCAAUGGUAUUCCCAAUUAUAAAGUACCUUCAAGCACAACGUAAGGUGAUGACAAUGGCGGCGAUCACCGGAGUAGCAUUGCUCCUCCAUGCAUUUUUCUCAUGGCUAAUCAUGCUUAAGCUCGGGUGGGGGCUGGUCGGAGGUGCAGCGGUGUUGAACACUUCAUGGUGGUUCAUAGUCUUGGCUGAGCUUGUCUACAUAUUUAGUGGGAGGUGUGGUGAGGCGUGGACUGGUUUCUCUUGGAAGGCUUUUAAUGACUUAUGGGGCUUUUUUAGGCUCUCUGUGGCCUCUGCUGUCAUGUUAUGUUUAGAGACAUGGUAUUUUAUGGCUCUUAUUCUAUUUGCCGGAUAUCUGGAGAAUGCAGAAGUUUCAGUGGAUGCCUUGUCUGUAUGCAUGAACAUACUUGGUUGGGCAAUGAUGGUGGCUUUAGGAUUCAAUGCAGCUGUGAGUGUAAGGGUAUCAAAUGAACUUGGAGCAGGACGUCCUAGAACAGCAAAGUUCUCAGUAUUGGUAUCUGUAGCAAUUUCAUUUAUGGUGGGUUUAAUCCUGUCAUCAAUAUUACUAAUCUAUCGAAAAGAAUAUCCGGCAAUAUUUACAAGCAGUAAAGAUGUACAACACAUUGUCACUAAACUCACUCCAAUCCUCACUUUUAGCAUCACAAUCAACAACUUUCAACCUGUUCUCUCUGGUGUGGCAGUUGGAGCAGGAUGGCAAGCUUUAGUUGCAUACAUUAACAUUGGGUGUUACUACAUUUUUGGAAUUCCUUUGGGCCUCAGUUUGGGUUAUCUGCUUGGUUUAGGCGUCCAGGGGAUAUGGUUAGGGAUGCUGUCUGGUACAUGUGUGCAAACCAUCAUCCUAUUUUUGAUAGUCUGGAAAACCAACUGGAACAAAGAGGCAUCUGUUGCUGAAGAGAGGAUAAGAUUGUGGGGAGGACCUCAAUAUGGGAAUGCUUAGAAAUGAUGAUAAUAAUGCAACUCAAACAUCAUUUUUUGAUCAUUUAUUUAUUCUUCAAAUGUUGAGCAUAAAGGCCAAAUCAAAUGGAAUCUCUACAUUUUAAGAUGUUGAUCGAGAAACAAAGAGAAUCAUGUUGUUUUUUCUUGAUUGGAGCGUAAAUAAUAUUUUUCAAGAAAGAUUUUGAGUUUGAACAUCACCUAACCCUCUACAAAAGUUUUUAAAUAAUCUUGAUAAACAAUAAAUUGUGAGUUCUUGUAAAGUUUGCUUUCUUUUCAGUUCUUUUCUAUUUUAAUGAACGAUAAAUAAGUGCAAAAACUUGCCGAGAUAAGUUUUAUAAGCAA
Messenger RNA from Amaranthus tricolor (Joseph's coat), 1997 nucleotides. Its product is annotated as protein DETOXIFICATION 30-like. Gene Ontology annotation, cellular component: vacuolar membrane. The coding region runs from base 85 to 1656 and encodes 523 amino acids. The transcript is spliced from 9 exons. Gene Ontology annotation, biological process: xenobiotic detoxification by transmembrane export across the plasma membrane. Gene Ontology annotation, molecular function: xenobiotic transmembrane transporter activity; antiporter activity. The record is from RefSeq and is a predicted model, not a curated record. NCBI's taxonomy places the organism in Eukaryota, Viridiplantae, Streptophyta, Magnoliopsida, Caryophyllales, Amaranthaceae.